AUGGAUGUAGACAAUAUUCUCAGGUCCUUAGGAAAUUAUGGGCGAUACCAAGUGCUACAGUAUGCUUAUAAUCUGAUUUGUUUGCCGAUCGUUACAUAUCCUGUUGUAAUCUAUGUAUUUGUGGGUUACAUUCCAGACUUUAAAUGUAAGUUUCCUGGUGAUCACGUGACAAAAUACUACGCCGACACCAAUGUGUCAUACAACGUUACAAUCCAUUCGCGUCAAUGUGACGUCAUCGUCGAAACAAACAGGUCCGGUAUUCUUACCCAGGACUUUUUGCCAUGCCGAGAUGGAUAUGAAUUUUCUGGCCAGGAAACCACUGUAUCAGAGUGGAAUCUUGUAUGCGGAGCUGAAGGCCUGGGGAGUCUGUCCACUACAGUGACGGUGAUUGGUCAGAUGAUAGGAGCUGCACUGUUUCCCGCCCUGGCAGAUAAAUACGGUCGUCUGCUGAUCUCCUACACGAACUUUAUCGCUAUGGCUUUGUGUUACGUAUUAGCUGCUUUUGUUCCAUGGUUCAGUGCCUUUGUUAUCCUUAGAUUACUAAUGGGAGCCUUUGGUCAGGGAGCCGGAAUGACCUUGGCAACACUGGCUUUGGAGAUUUUCCCUGCUGAGUCACGUGGCUUUAUUGUCUCUGUAGGAAGCAUAGCCUGGGCUCUCUCAAUCACGUCGAUAUCUCUUGUGGCUUACCUUCUUCGUAACGUAUCGUGGAGAUAUACCAUGCUGGCUGCCGGUAUAAUAGGGUCCCACAGCCUUGGUACACGGUGGAUUCUCCAGGAAUCUCCUCGAUGGCUUGUUGCAAAUGGCAGAUAUGAAGAGACAAAGCAGUGGAUAAAACGUGCUGCCAAAUGGAACAAGAUAGAUCCUUCCAAUCUAAUAGAGGAGUUUGACUCUGAAUUACAGAGUAGUGAGCUACAGGUGCUUGUAGAUGGAAAUACUGAAUUAACCAAACCAGAGGUUAAUGGUGAAGAGGCCGGAAAAAGGAGGAUGGAUUCAUAUAGGAAGGAAGAGAAGUUGUCUGUGUUGGAUAUUUUCAGGCAUAAACACAUAUUACUGACUUCCAUGAUUGUCUGGGUAGUGUGGUUUGUUAACAGUCUCACAUAUUAUGGACUAUUUCUUACCUCUGGGACUAUGAGUGGAAAUAUGUACCUGAAUUUUUUCUUAAAUGGCAUCGUUGAGAUACCAUGCAUAUUUCUCUAUUUGUUUACAAUCAACAGAUAUGGAAGGAAGAAGACCUGCGUCAUGUUUCAUGCCAUCGCUGGUGUGAGUCUCACUCUGACUGCUAUUCUUAACUUUACUGCAGAUACAUCUGCGAUGAAGGGAUUUGCUUCAGCCAUGAGUUUCGCCGGAAAGUUUGGAAUAUCUGGAUCAUUCAUGACAAUCUUCUUAUACACACCAGAGAUUUAUCCUACAAAUUUAAGGGCGUUGGGUAUGGGACUGGCCUCUGCUGCUGCUAGAAUAGGAGGAAUGAUAUCACCAUAUGCAGCCCUGUUUGGUUCCUACAUCCCUUGGGGACCAGGUGUCGUGUUCGGUUCUCUGUCACUUGUUGUAACGAUUUUGUUCCUAUGGUUACCCGAAACAACUGGGAAGGAGCUGCCAAAUACUCUCGAAGAAGUCAAGAAUUUCUAUGUCUUGAAAGACAAUAAGAAAAAGACAAAAACGAACUCUUUAAAUGGAGAUUCCUAGCAAAAUGGACAAAACAAUUUACAUUUCUUGUUGUAACCAACAAAAGAGAACACAUAAUAAAAGAGAACAUGGACAUCA
This is a messenger RNA of Saccostrea echinata, 1761 nucleotides long. RefSeq names its product organic cation transporter protein-like. Bases 1 to 1683 code for a protein of 560 amino acids. The record is from RefSeq and is a predicted model, not a curated record. Gene Ontology annotation, cellular component: membrane. The transcript has 10 exons. NCBI's taxonomy places the organism in Eukaryota, Metazoa, Mollusca, Bivalvia, Ostreida, Ostreidae. Gene Ontology annotation, biological process: transmembrane transport. Gene Ontology annotation, molecular function: transmembrane transporter activity.